AUGAAGUUCAAUCCCUUUGUGACUUCAGACCAAAGCAAGAACUGCAAAAAGCAUUUCAAUGCGCCCUCCCACAUUCACAGGAAAAUUAUGUCUUCCCUUCUCUCCAAAGCACUGAGACAGAAGGGCAAAAAUGUUCCAUCCGUGCCCAUCCGAAAAGAUGAUGAAGUUCAGGUUGUGCGAGGACACUAUAAAGGUCAGCAAAUUGGCAAAGUAGUCCAGGUUUACACAGAAAAAUAUGUCAUCUACAUUGAAUGGGUGCAGCGGGAAAAGGCAAAUGGCACAAAUGUCCAUGUGGGCAUUCAUCCCAGCAAGGUGGUUAUCACUAGGUUAAAACUGGACAAAGACCACAAAAAAAUCCUUGAAGAGAAAGCCAAGUCUCGCCAAGUAGGAAAGGAAAAAGGCAAAUACAAGAAAGAGACCAUUGAGAAGAUGCAGGAAUAAUGUA
Molecule: messenger RNA, 445 nt
Organism: Carlito syrichta (Philippine tarsier)
Lineage: Eukaryota; Metazoa; Chordata; Mammalia; Primates; Tarsiidae
Product: 60S ribosomal protein L26-like
Exons: 1
Coding region: 1-441 (146 amino acids)
Biological process (GO): ribosomal large subunit biogenesis; cytoplasmic translation
Cellular component (GO): ribosome; cytosolic large ribosomal subunit
Molecular function (GO): structural constituent of ribosome; RNA binding
Source: RefSeq, a predicted model, not a curated record